UGGUGAGGACUGGAUCCCUUGGAGGCGUUUUGGACUAUUUUUGUUCUUAGGACAGAAACUCUCUCACUUCCCUCUGCCAGGAUAAAUAACAGGAAACAGCUGAUCCAGCUCGGUCCUUCACUCACUCGUCUUCAUCAAAUCAAAAUGAGAACGUUACUGUUGUUGCUUCUCCUCUGUCACGUUUCAUCACCAGUGCUACACUCCCUGAAGCAUUUCAUAACUACAUCAGCUGGAAUCCCAAACAUCCCAGAAAUUGUGGCGACAGUAGAAGUUGAUGAACUUCUGAUGGUGUACUGUGACAGCAACAAAAAGAUGGACAUAAAACAUGACAUUGCUAACUUAUUCUUCAUCAAUUAUCCUGAGCGGUUGGAGUCUUACAGACAUCGGUGUUUCCAGGUUUUGCCAAACUCCCUCAAAGCCUACACAAACAGUUUGAUGAGUCUCUUCAUUGGAACUGGAGGUGUCCAUGUUUUACAGACUGUGGAGGGCUGUGAGUGGGAUGAUGAGACUGAUGUGCUCAAAGGUUUCGCUCAGUUUGGUUAUGAUGGAGAAGACCUCUUGGAAUUAGAUCCAAAUACAUUUACAUGGAUCGCUCUAAGACCUGAGGCUGUCAACAUCACACUGAGAUGGGAAGCUGGUAAAGAUUUAAGCGAACGCUAUAAGACCGUUUUUACUCUGAUGUGUCCAGAGCAGCUGAAGACGUAUGUGGAGGAUUUGAAGGACUUUCUGCUGAGAACAGAGCUUCCCUCAGUGUCUCUCCUCCAGAAGACUCCCUCCUCUCCAGUCAGCUGCCUCGCUACAGGUUUCUACCCUCACAGAGCCUCACUCGUCUGGAGGAAAGAUGGAGAGGAGCUUCAUGAGGAGGUGGACCACGGAGAGAUCCUCCCCAACCACGAUGGAACCUUCCAGAUGAGUGUUGACCUGAAACUUUCAUCAGUCACACCUGAAGACUGGACCAGGUACGACUGUGUGUUUCAGCUCUCUGGUGUGAAGGAGGACAAAGUCACCAGACUGGAGAAAGAUCGGAUCAGAACCAACUGGUUGAAGCCCAGUAACAUGACCGUCCUCGUCACUGCUGCAGUGGUUGUUCUUGCUCUCAUUCUCAUCGGUGCUGCUGGAUUCAUCGUUUACAAAAAGAAGAAAGCCAUCAGCCCUCCAUCUGCAGCUCCUGACAACAGCACAGAGCUCUCUGAGCAACUGAAACCAGAGACCUGAAUGACAAACACACUCAGUGAAUCUCCUGGUGACACUUUAUUUAGCUUUGAUGAACUAAAAGACAAAAAAGCUUCUUGCACUGUAAGUAAAGUUACAUAAAAAAAGAUUGAUUGAAAAGCUGGGACUGUUCUAUGUUGUGUGUAUGUAUAUCAAUUGCUUAUUUUUGUAUUUUUGAGCAUUGAUGAAACUGAUUGAUUUUUGAAGCAGCAGGAGGUUAUCUCUCAUUUUGGAGAGACCUCUUUAAGUUAUACUUAUGACUUUGAGUUAAGCAGCAUCCAACAGACCUUUUCCUGUUCUUUUUGUAAACCCUGCACAUAAAUAACUUGCAAUUUUACCAAAAACAUUUAUGUUGCUUCCAUCUUCCCCACGAGCUGGGUCGUAACAGUCUAACUCUAACUUUACAACUUGUACAUCCGUUCAUAGAAAACAUAGACAGUAAUAAUGUAGUUAGGCACGUAGUAGUGGUGACGUU
This is a messenger RNA of Acanthopagrus latus (yellowfin seabream), 1687 nucleotides long. RefSeq names its product BOLA class I histocompatibility antigen, alpha chain BL3-7-like. Gene Ontology annotation, biological process: immune response. The transcript has 7 exons. Lineage: Eukaryota; Metazoa; Chordata; Actinopteri; Spariformes; Sparidae. The record is from RefSeq and is a predicted model, not a curated record. The coding region runs from base 145 to 1215 and encodes 356 amino acids. Gene Ontology annotation, cellular component: external side of plasma membrane.